CCGCAUGAGAGUUUGACCUGUCACAGGAAGUGUUGUAGUCCCGGGGAUUCUGACGAGAGCACAGGGCGGAAGAGGGCGGAGAAGGUCUACCGAGUUUAUAAGAAUCCUUCCCACAAUCCUCUCUUCCUCUUCGCCAUCUUCCUCCCGCUAGCAGCCAUGAAGGUCGAACUGUGCAGCUUCAGCGGGUACAAGAUCUACCCGGGUCACGGGAGACGCUACGCCCGCACCGACGGGAAGGUUUUCCAGUUCUUGAAUGCAAAAUGUGAGUCUGCAUUCCUUUCAAAGAGGAAUCCUCGGCAGAUCAAUUGGACUGUCCUUUAUAGAAGAAAGCACAAGAAGGGACAGUCGGAAGAGAUUCAAAAGAAAAGAACUCGCCGAGCUGUUAAAUUCCAGAGGGCCAUCACUGGGGCUUCUUUAGCUGAUAUAAUGGCCAAGAGGAACCAGAAACCUGAAGUUCGAAAGGCUCAACGAGAACAAGCUAUCAGGGCUGCCAAGGAAGCAAAAAAGGCUAAGCAAGCAACCAAGAAGACAGCUGCAUCUGCUGCUAAGGCUCCUACGAAGGCAGCACCUAAACAAAAGAUUGUGAAACCUGUGAAAGUUUCUGCACCCAGAGUUGGUGGAAAACGUUAAUUGUCUUCUAAAUUGGAUUAAGUAAAAUAAAAUUUAAAGUAACUUGA
Monodelphis domestica (gray short-tailed opossum) is the source of this 677-nucleotide messenger RNA. RefSeq names its product ribosomal protein L24 (gene RPL24). Gene Ontology annotation, cellular component: cytosolic large ribosomal subunit. Gene Ontology annotation, biological process: cytoplasmic translation. Gene Ontology annotation, molecular function: mRNA binding; structural constituent of ribosome. The record is from RefSeq and is a predicted model, not a curated record. Lineage: Eukaryota; Metazoa; Chordata; Mammalia; Didelphimorphia; Didelphidae.